AUGCCUUUCAAAUGGGAUCCUGCGUCUGAGCGCAACUUGCUCCUCUAUGCUAUCGCCGAGAUGAAUGCACCACCGACUUCGAUCUGGCCUCGGGUUGCUGAGAAACUGGGCAAUGAUCUCAACGGGAAUGCAUGCAGUCAAAAAUUCUACAAGUUGAAGAAAGAGAGUGAAAAGAUUCUUCAAGGCGAUGCGACUGUCAGAGGUGAUGCAGCCACCCCCGUCAAGGAAGCCAAGACUGCGAAGGCGCCUGCUAGCAAGGCUACGUCUGGAAAGAAGCGCAAAGCCGCGGACCCCGACGAUGGAGAAGAUGUCAAGACUCCCACCAAGCGUAAGGGAAAUGCGAAGAAAGAAGCUCCAGCCAACCCAGAGCCAGAGGUCAAGGCAGAAAGCCAGGAGGAGGAAGCGAACUCUGCUGUCAAGGCCGAGGACGAACACAACAAUAGUUGA
This is a messenger RNA of Fonsecaea multimorphosa CBS 102226, 447 nucleotides long. RefSeq lists its product as uncharacterized. The transcript is spliced from 2 exons. The record is from RefSeq and is a predicted model, not a curated record. Bases 1 to 447 code for a protein of 148 amino acids. NCBI's taxonomy places the organism in Eukaryota, Fungi, Ascomycota, Eurotiomycetes, Chaetothyriales, Herpotrichiellaceae.